Messenger RNA from Glycine soja, 2234 nucleotides. RefSeq names its product putative 3,4-dihydroxy-2-butanone kinase. Gene Ontology annotation, molecular function: ATP binding; glycerone kinase activity. Bases 222 to 2000 code for a protein of 592 amino acids. The transcript is spliced from 20 exons. NCBI's taxonomy places the organism in Eukaryota, Viridiplantae, Streptophyta, Magnoliopsida, Fabales, Fabaceae. The record is from RefSeq and is a predicted model, not a curated record. Gene Ontology annotation, biological process: glycerol catabolic process. Gene Ontology annotation, cellular component: cytosol.
CUCCCUCGCUUUCCUUCUCUUGUGUUGUGUGUAUAUAAAGAGCCACACUCACACCACCACCAAACCAACAAGGCUACAGCAACGACAACAACAACAACAACAACUUCUCUUCUUCCCUCUCAGACUCUCUCUCUCCUUACCACUGUUUCAUGCAAAACCAUUUCUAGGGUUUUCGGUUUUCUCGCCAUUCUUCAAUUCUCGCACUCCGACACCGCUUCGCCAUGGCAUUUCCGAACAAGAAGCUCAUCGACGACCCCAAUGAUGUUGUGACUGAAUUCAUUGAAGGUCUUGUGGAGACAUAUUCCGGACUACAGUAUUUAGAUGGCUUUCCUCUGGUGAAGGUUGUCUUACGUGCAGAUGUUUCAGCUGCAACAUAUGAUAAAGUUGCAAUCGUAUCAGGGGGAGGAAGUGGCCAUGAGCCUGCCCAUGCUGGAUUUGUCGGAGAAGGAAUGCUUACAGCAGCAAUAUGUGGAGAUAUAUUUUCUUCUCCACCUGUUGACUCAAUUCUAGCUGGGAUACGAGCUGUAACUGGUCCUAAGGGAUGUCUUUUGAUUGUAAAGAACUAUACUGGUGAUCGUUUGAACUUUGGCUUGGCUGCUGAGAUAGCAAAAUCUGAAGGUUAUAAAGUUGAGACUGUUAUUGUUGGGGAUGAUUGUGCACUACCUCCACCUCGAGGGAUUGCGGGAAGAAGAGGUUUGGCAGGGACUAUUCUGGUUCACAAGGUUGCAGGAGCUGCUGCUGCUGGUGGUCUUUCUCUUGCUGAUGUUGCUGCUGAAGCAAAACAUGCAUCUGAAAUAGUGGGAACAAUGGGUGUUGCUUUGACUGUGUGCUCAAUUCCUGGUCAAGUUGCAUCAGAUCGUUUGGGGCCAGGAAAGAUGGAACUUGGUCUUGGAAUUCAUGGAGAACCUGGGGCAGCUGUGGCUGAUAUUCAGCCCGUAAAUGUGGUGGUUUCUCAUGUUCUACAGCAAAUAUUGUCCACGGAAACAAACUAUGUACCGAUAACUCGAGGAGAAAGAGUGGUCCUUAUGGUCAAUGGGUUAGGUGCCACUCCUACAAUGGAACUAAUGAUUAUAGCUGGAAAAACAGUUCCAAAAUUACAGCUAGAACAUGGAUUGGCUGUUGAUAGAGUUUAUACAGGGUCAUUUAUGACUUCUCUUGAUAUGGCAGGUUUCUCAAUUUCUAUUAUGAAGGCUGAUCCAGUUAUUCUUCAACGAUUAGAUGCUCCAACUAAAGCUCCUUAUUGGCCUGUUGCUGCUGAUGGUAAUCACCCGCCUGCUAAGAUUCCUGUUCCAAUUCCAGCAUCUCGAUCAGCAAAGACUGAUGAGCCACGAAGUCAGCCAUUACAACUAAAUGAGCAAGGCCAAAUUCUUGAGGUAGCCAUUGAAGCUGCUGCAAAUGCAAUUAUAAAUCUGAAGGACAAUUUAAAUGAAUGGGAUGGUAAAGUUGGUGAUGGUGACUGUGGAUCAACUAUGUAUAGAGGUGCAAAAGCAAUUCUUGAGGACAUCAAAAAUUACCCUCUAAAUGAUGCUGCAGAAACUGUCGGUGAAAUUGGUUCAUCAAUUGGAAGAUCCAUGGGAGGAACAAGUGGGAUCAUAUAUACUAUAUUUUUUAAGGCAGCACAUUCGGUGCUAAAAGCAAGUUCCCAUUCUGGUGUCACUUCAAAACAAUGGGCUGAAGCACUCGCAGUUUCCAUUGCUGCUGUAAGUAAAUAUGGGGGGGCUAGUGCUGGAUAUAGAACAUUGUUAGAUGCCCUUAUCCCAGCAUCGUUGGUUCUUGAAGAGAAAUUAAAUUCUGGAGUUGAUCCUUGCAUCGCAUUUGUUCUCUCCUCUGAAGCUGCAUUGGCUGGAGCUCAGUCAACGGUAGACAUGCAAGCACAGGCUGGACGUUCGACUUACUUUUCUGGAGAGAUUCUUUCAACAGUUCCUGAUCCUGGUGCUAUGGCUGCCGCUACAUGGUACAGAGCCGCGGCCUUAGCUGUGAAGGCCAAAUACCAGAGCUAAGCUAUAUACUUGAAAUGUCCUGUUUGUGCGGAUAUACCCAAGUUUUGUUCCAAAUUUUGUACUCUCCUGUAACCAUUUAAGGCUCUCCGCUUAUGUCUUUCAUGCAUAAAGCUGAGAGAGCAAUUCCCAGUCACUUUCAUAUACGCCAAAAAUUUAAAAGUGGAUGUAAAUUUGAAACUUUAUUACUACAAUCGACAAUAAUGUCAGUCUCAAUUUGAGCUCAUGAUUGUAAUC